CUGUGUGUGGUUUCUUUACUGUUUGUCUGAAUAACGCAGAUCUCCGAGAUGUCUGGUCGCGGUAAAGGAGGGAAGGGUCUGGGGAAAGGAGGCGCUAAGCGGCACAGGAAGGUGCUCCGGGACAACAUCCAGGGCAUCACCAAACCCGCCAUCCGACGUUUGGCCCGCAGAGGGGGUGUCAAGCGUAUCUCCGGACUCAUCUAUGAGGAGACCCGCGGAGUGCUCAAAGUCUUCUUGGAGAAUGUCAUCCGCGAUGCCGUCACCUACACCGAGCACGCCAAGAGGAAGACCGUCACCGCCAUGGAUGUCGUCUAUGCUCUCAAACGCCAGGGGCGCGCCGCACAGCCCGUAUUCUAUCACACUUGUGUUUCAUCAGCCAUGGCAAGAACCAAGCAGACCGCUCGUAAGUCCACCGGAGGGAAAGCUCCCCGCAAGCAGCUGGCCACCAAAGCCGCCCGCAAGAGCGCCCCGGCCACCGGCGGAGUCAAGAAGCCUCACCGCUACAGGCCCGGCACCGUCGCUCUCCGAGAGAUCCGACGCUACCAGAAAUCCACCGAGCUGCUCAUCCGCAAGCUGCCCUUCCAGCGCCUCGUCCGAGAGAUCGCCCAGGACUUCAAGACCGAUCUGCGCUUCCAGAGCUCCGCCGUCAUGGCUCUGCAGGAGGCCUCCGAGGCUUAUCUCGUAGGACUCUUCGAGGAUACCAACCUCUGCAGAAGCGUAGUCAUGUCUGGUCGCGGUAAAGGAGGGAAGGGUCUGGGGAAAGGAGGCGCUAAGCGGCACAGGAAGGUGCUCCGGGACAACAUCCAGGGCAUCACCAAACCCGCCAUCAGACGUCUGGCCCGCAGAGGGGGUGUCAAGCGCAUCUCCGGACUCAUCUAUGAGGAGACCCGCGGAGUGCUCAAGGUUUUCCUGGAGAAUGUCAUCCGCGAUGCCGUCACCUACACCGAGCACGCCAAGAGGAAGACCGUCACCGCCAUGGAUGUCGUCUAUGCUCUCAAACGCCAGGGGCGCACUCUCUACGGAUUCGGAGGCUAAAUCCUCAUGAACACCUAUCCACUUCCCCUACACAAAGGCCCUUCUCAGGGCCACCCACCUUCUCAUACAAAGGGCUGUCUAUAGAUUUAUCUAUACAUUUCUCCCCGAGUUUUAAGUUUCUAGCAAUUUUAGGGGUGAUCUUGAGGAGAUUGCAUAGUAUGUGGCCAGGAUUUAGAAUGUCCACAUAUUUUGAUGGUAUAAUAUUUUGUAUUCAAACAAUUAAGUUGGAAGUGUGUCUGCUGGACAUGCAUCGUAAAAUAGUUCUAGAUGAAACAUACCGGGUAAGCGCUAUAGAGUACUAAAGGGAAACAUGUGUAAUACUUAUUUGUCACAAAGUCAGUAAGAGAAAUAAUGAUUGUAUAGAAAUCGUCCAUUCAUCUAUUUCCUGGUCAGAUCCGGAGCUUUGAUCGCUCUGCUUCUCUGGCAGGAAAUUUAAACAUUCAAAUCGAAGCCGAGCCAAUCCCAGUUCUGGACGUUUCUUGAACACUUUCUUUGUUAGACUAGGAAUGUGAUUAGAACACACAUGGAUCUCUCACCCCCUUUCCUGCAGAAAGAACACAAGAGAUGGAGUGGAGGGAAUAGAAUUCUGGAUGAUCUCGUUACACCUUAUUACAUGUACCGACUAGUAUAUUACAUCGAUUGGAAGCACCAUUUACAUUUCUCUUUAUAUGGGAAGGUGGGUGUCCCCGAGUCCUCUCUAACAUCAAACACUGGAAUUGUCUGAUUUAGAUCUGUAUUAAAUUCAGGAUUGGAAUUGGGGCUAUUUAAAUACAUUGUAGUCAGACUUUCUACA
Molecule: messenger RNA, 1828 nt
Organism: Rana temporaria (common frog)
Lineage: Eukaryota; Metazoa; Chordata; Amphibia; Anura; Ranidae
Exons: 3
Coding region: 49-1035 (328 amino acids)
Biological process (GO): nucleosome assembly
Cellular component (GO): nucleosome
Molecular function (GO): protein heterodimerization activity; structural constituent of chromatin; DNA binding
Source: RefSeq, a predicted model, not a curated record